AAUGAAACCUCACUGACUGUCUAGCGGAAGCUACGUAGAGAGUAGAGUGUGUAGGAAGCUAGACUAAUUUUCCUCUUGGAGAACAAAGGCAGUACUCUGUUGAUAGGUGAGGUUGGAAUGGUAUGUUUUGGGGAUGUUGACCAGACUUUUCACAUACGUGUUUGAAGCACAGAGACACACACAAGAUGAAUACUGCCACGCAGAAUGCCACAGGAAGCUCUUCCAGUGGCACACCCGGGACUUCAUCUGCAUCUCGUAGAUGGCAGGAAGGCCCCACACGAAAGAGAAAGCAGAGAUUUUCAGAUGCAGAUUUGGACCACCUUUUGGAAGAAGUUGAAAAAAAUCGAACAACACUUUUUGGUACUCCAGAGACUCCCACCAAUCCCCUUGAGAGCAGCCGGACCUGGGCCAAAAUUGCUCGGAACAUCAGUGCUGUUGGCAAGGUCCCCAGAGAUGGCACCAGCUGCAGGAAGCGGUGGAAUGAUGCCAGAAGGCAGGUUAAGAAGAGGAUGGCAGACCUCACAAGGGCCACUUGGCGCACCGUGGACACCCUGACACCGUGGGAGAUGAAGGUCGCCAGCCUCAUUCCCACAGAGGAAGUAGAAGGCCUUGGUGUUCUUGAAGCAGGCUUCCAAACCCCAGAGUCAUCAGAGGAUGUGAAAGGUUGGGCUCAGGAGACACAAGUGCUUCCUUCAGACGAGGAAGAGGCCAACACUUCUCAUCGCAAAGGCUCGGCUUCCUACAUGACUGUCUGUGAGGAUGGUCACACAGCGCACCAAGAAAAAAUAAUGUCUGCAGGCAGGGAGCAGGGGGAUGAGCCCGAGGCAGCCUCCUUGUGGGAUGAGAAUAGUGCCCGGAGAGACUCCUCACCAGAAGACACACCAUCCAUUCGGCGUCACCGCAUCACACCUGCCUGGCGACAGGCGGGCGUCAGCAUAGGCUCUUUAGAAGCAAGGGGCUCCUCUUUUAGAAGGAGGUCCACCGAUGAACAGCUCAUACGGAUGGAGGAGAGGAUACUGGCAUCUCAAUGGCAGGCCAAUACAGAGAUGAGGGGCGUGAUGGAGCUGAUCCUGCUGGAGUUUCGAGAGCUGAAUUCGAUACUGCGGCAAAGACUACCUCCAGCACCGUCUCCCUCUGGGGAGAGCUCCACUGUUGUAGAUUCUAGCAGCCAAACGGAAUAAAGACCCUCAGCAUCCUGUUCUGUAAAGACUGAGCCUCGAGAAUGCACCGCCAGGUCUACAAGGUGGUGUGGCAGGUCCACCAUGGAGAGAAUGUGCCCUGUAGAAACAAGGAGAAAAAAGAAAAUAUUGGUUGGGAAGGACUUUUUACAUAAAAACUUAAAGGGUUGUUUGAAUAAAAUAUAAUUCUUAUUCCAAAAAUGUUGUUUGUUGUAUAUUAUCCAGUAAUUUUAACUUUAAGUAUUUCUUUUUUCACAUUAAUAUAAUACUGGAAAUAGUAAAAAGUAGUAAUGAGCAGUAAUAAUGAGGUUUAGUUGUUGUUGUAGGGAUCAUAACAAAUCCACUGUCAAAUGUAUUUUUACAUUUUGGUGUUUGUCCUGCAUAUUCACCUUUUCAUUAUACUACAUUUAGUAUGUAUAAAUUAGUUAUGUUCAUAACAUGUAUUGUAUGUCACACUAAUGCAGUUUUUUUUGUUACUUUUUGAGUGGAUACCACAAUGUCAAGAAUUUGCAUAUUGUGUUUUUUUUGGGUUUUUUUGCCCUUUAUUUAUCAAUGAUGUAAAAACAUCCCUGACUCUGACAACUGAUAUCGGAUGCCUCAAGCUCAGACUGGAUGAUUGUCAGUACAGGGACACGUCUUGUUCCAUGUCAAUGCCAUGACUUGAUUUUCUGCAACACGCUUUGACUGCUCAAGUGGAAAUGUCAAUUCCAGGGUUUGCAUUGCAACUCAUGUACGCUUAUUAAGGAACCUGAAAACGGUCAAACCUAAAUCACAAACCUUGUGGCAAAGGGAAGCAUGGUACUUGCUCUUUUAUUGACUUUAGCAUCGCAACAGGAAUGGAGAAAAACACUAAAAUAAACUUGUAAAGUUCUGUAACAAACGUUUCAACUAAAAGUCUUUAUCAAUGUCUUCAGUGGUGUGAGUUUUGUGAGUUCUUAGGGGUGUGUUGGCGCCACAAAAAAAAAUGUAAUGGUCUUAUCAUAAGGAAUCUGCUGAUGUACCAUUCAUCCUCGGGUGUGAACAGAUGAACUAUCGCUAAACGCUCUCGAGACACAUGUUAGCAGAGGGGAAAAGAAAGAAUUGAGUACGUUGGACUGCAAGUCAAAGGUUAAGAUAAAAGAUCAAAUAAAAUAAAAGGUAAAAUAUAUGACCUGCAUGGUGAAAGUGGGGUUAUGUUGUUUAUCUAGUGUCACUGAAUGGGCUAUGAGCUGCUUGUUUUGUCCUUCCUUGCAACUUUCAGAUUGGGUAUACAACCAAGACAACUGCCUGAUGUUAAAAUGAUGAUGAAUACAGUAAUGUCAGGAGUUGUUUAUUAAAAUUAUUAUUUUAAAGUUAAUUAGACCUCAAUUGUGACAUUAGUAACUUUUAUUUGGAUAUGUCUUCUUUCAUUGAAUUCUGAUUUUAUUUUUUAUAUCCUAUUAAUUUUUUAUAUUUUAUAUUGAACAUUUUUACAUCUGGACUUAAUGAAUGACACACUUAUUAUUAUUCACAUAAAAUGUAUAUUUCUAGCUUUAUUUUGUUUAAUGGUGGUAUUAUUCAAUAGCAUUCCAUGUGAUUAUUUUUGCAAGCCUAUCCUGUAAAUUAUGUUGAGAAAUACAGUAUAUAUACAGAAAAUAAGUUUGCUUCUCAACAAAAAGUUCAAUCUUGGGUUAUAUUUCCUCAUUCUUUAAUGUAUUUUUUGAAAAGCACUACAAUAGCAGUAAACCUGACUGUACAAAACUCGAAAUAAAAAACAUUACUAAACAAAA
Messenger RNA from Acipenser ruthenus (sterlet), 2926 nucleotides. RefSeq lists its product as uncharacterized. Gene Ontology annotation, cellular component: nucleus. The record is from RefSeq and is a predicted model, not a curated record. The transcript is spliced from 4 exons. Bases 186 to 1181 code for a protein of 331 amino acids. Lineage: Eukaryota; Metazoa; Chordata; Actinopteri; Acipenseriformes; Acipenseridae.